AUGGGACCUGACGAGUACCACUAUCCUGUGAACAAUUCAGUCUACACUAAUUUUAUUGCAGUCAAGAAUCUUAAGUUGGCAGAAUACUGUAAUAAUCUACUCGGUGUUCAUUUCAAUAAGACACUGCUGUAUAAGCUUGUGGCACACAAUAUCUACAUCCCUUUUGACACUCAACAACAGUAUCACCCGGAGUUCGAUAAUUAUACAAAUGGUACUACAGUAAAACAGGCUGAUGUUAUAUUGCUUGGAUUCCCCCUCAUGAUGGAAAUGUCAGAAACAGUCAGACGAAAUGACCUGACUAGAUAUGGACUGGUAUCUGACCAUAAUGGUCCUGCUAUGACCUGGGCAAUGUUUGCCAUCGGUUGGUUAGAAAUGAAAGAACUAAAAAUAGCAAACCAUUAUUUUGCUAAGAAUUUUAAAAACGUUCUCCAGCCAUUCAAGAUGUGGUCUGAAUACAGUGAUGGUUCCGGAGCUGUGAAUUUUUUGACUGGAAUGGGAGGAUUCUUACAGGGUCUUCUGUUUGGCUAUGCUGGGUUCCGAAUUCAUAGCAAUCAGCUUGAAUUUGACCCAGUUCUUCCCUUGAACAGCACCCAAAGGAACUCAUUGGCAAAUGUUUUACUUUUUGUAUUUGUUCUUUUAAGUGCUGUUUCAUACAUUCUUUAA
Messenger RNA from Acanthosepion pharaonis, 663 nucleotides. NCBI's taxonomy places the organism in Eukaryota, Metazoa, Mollusca, Cephalopoda, Sepiida, Sepiidae. The record is from the annotation of a GenBank genome assembly.